Messenger RNA from Purpureocillium lilacinum, 534 nucleotides. RefSeq lists its product as uncharacterized. NCBI's taxonomy places the organism in Eukaryota, Fungi, Ascomycota, Sordariomycetes, Hypocreales, Ophiocordycipitaceae. The record is from RefSeq and is a predicted model, not a curated record.
AUGAAGGCUUCCAUCUUUACCUUGGCAGCCAUCGCCGGCUUUGCAGUUGCGGCCCCCGUGCCAGAGUCGACGGACGGCAACAGCGCCGACGUUGACUACAGGAAACUGUGGCGCAAGGAACCCGAGGAGGCUGGCACGGAUGGAGGCAUCUACUCUGUCCGGCAGUGGGGAGGCAAGAGGGACGCGAGCACCGCCGAUGACGACUACAGGAAGAUUUGGCGAAAGGACCCCGAGGAGGCUAGCACAGAUGGCGGAAUCUACACGGUUAGGCUCUGGGGCAACAAGAAGAGAGACCCAGGCACCGACAUUGACUACAAGAAGAUUUGGCGGAAGGACCCCGAGGAGGCUGGCACGGACGGCGGCAUCUAUACGGUUAGGCUCUGGGGUAACAAGAAGAGAGACCCAAACACCGCCGAUGACGACUACAGGAAGAUCUGGCGAAAGGACCCCGAGGAGGCUGGUACCGAUGGAGGCAUCUACACUCCUGCACUCUGGGGCAUCAAGAAGGAUACGAACAGCGCCGAUGCCGACUAG